Molecule: messenger RNA, 2310 nt
Organism: Silurus meridionalis
Lineage: Eukaryota; Metazoa; Chordata; Actinopteri; Siluriformes; Siluridae
Gene: galr1b
Product: galanin receptor 1b
Exons: 3
Coding region: 464-1489 (341 amino acids)
Biological process (GO): G protein-coupled receptor signaling pathway
Cellular component (GO): membrane
Molecular function (GO): G protein-coupled receptor activity
Source: RefSeq, a predicted model, not a curated record
UUCAACAUUCGUCAUUUUAAUCCCAAUAAAAACAGCCGUCCAUAAGUUUAUUCCACGUGAUGUGAGAGAAGUCUCCUAAAACCCGUAACCUCUCCGUUGCUCCUCGAUGACUCGCCGUGCGUCUUGGAGACAGGUACGGCUGCAUUUUACGCGUGCAGAACACACUCCAGCUGCGGCACUGACACACACUCCAGCUGCGGCACUGACACACACUCCAGCAGCGGCACUGACACACACGCACGGAUAUGCCAAGCUUUCCGAUAGAUAGUGCACAUUAUCUCACACACACUGAUCCGUCUACAGCGCGCAUUAGACUUGGACCAUCUUCCCCAGUACAACAUCUAACAGUCUAGCCGGAAUCUGGAGUUUCUUUUUUUUUUGCCAGAAAAGUAUCUUUCGUCUGUAUUUUUAAGGACACAAUCGGACCUAUGUUAUUUCAAGUGGAAUAAACUACACCAGGAGCAUGGGUUUAUCCACAAACGAAUCUCUGUGGACUGAGGAUGAGUCGGAAAUCGAGGCUCUCGGUCCGGAGGUGGUGAUCGUUCCGGGUAUAUUUGGAUGCAUCUUUUUUUUAGGGAUUGUCGGGAACACUUUGGUAAUGGUGGUGAUCGGGAGGAUCAAGUCGAAGCGCUCGAGAAGCACCACCAACAUUUUCAUCCUCAACCUCAGCAUAGCAGACCUUUCUUUCCUUGUCUUCUGUGUGCCUUUCCAGGCCACCAUCUACUCGCUACCCGAGUGGGUUUUCGGCGCAUUUUUGUGCAAAUUCGUGCACUACGUGUUCACGCUGAGCAUGCUGGUGAGCAUUUUUACGCUCGUCGCCAUGUCCGUGGACAGGUACGUGGCCGUGGUGCUCUCUAAGAAGUCCCCGUGUAUACGGAACCGCAGAAACGCUCUUGCCGGGGUGUGCGUGAUCUGGGCGCUGUCGUUCGUUUUUGCCGUGCCCGUGGCGCAACAUCAGAUUCUGACUAAUCACCCGGAAGCCCCGAACAGUUCCUUCUGCUGGGAGAUCUGGCCCGAACCGGUGGCCAGGCGCACUUACAAAGUGACCAUCCUGGUCAUUGGUUAUCUGUUACCUCUGCUUUUGAUCACAUGUUGCUACACCAAGGUGUUGUAUCACCUUCAUAAAAAAAUAAAGAACAUGUCCAAGAAAUCUGAACGUUCAAAGAGAAAGACAGCCCAGACAGUGCUGCUGGUUGUCGCAGCAUUCCUCUUCUGCUGGAUGCCACACCAUAUUAUUGCCAUGUGGGUGGAGUUUGGAGAGUUUCCCCUGAACGAUGCCUCCUUUGCAUUCCGCAUCAUGUCACACUGCUUGGCCUACGGAAACUCCUGUGUCAACCCUAUUCUCUACGCCUUCCUCUCUGAGAACUUCCGGAAGGCUUGUCGGCAGGUCUUCACCUGCCAUCUCUUCUACUCGCCCCCGCCGGUGAAGAAAAUAGCACGGCUCAGAAUGGAGAAUUUCUCCACCACACACUCCACCACCAAUGUGUGAGAGAAAGGACUGAAGAGCUCUGUGAAGUUAAAACUGAGCUGCUGUUUCACCUAAAAAUGGUCUUCAAUUCAUCAUUCAAUUGACGUUCAAUCCCUUAAUGCUAUUCAAGCUGAAAAUACAGCAGUGCGUCUACGACUUGCACAUCCGCAGGCUGUAAAUAUAUCCACUAAAAACAUUCCACAGUUACCUAUUCCUAAGAAGCCUUGAUAUCUGAAAGCAUAGACAUUUUCAAGAGGGGCUUACAUGUCCAGAGCAGUGACACUUUAAUUACAUAACUGAAAAAGAAACUUUCAUGUUGGUGUGGCUCAGUGAAUAGUGACUGCAGUGUUAAUAUUUUUUUCACAGUGAAACUUAAUUUGAAUAUGCUACUCUACAAUGUUUGUGUGCUAUAAUUUGCUAACUGACUUGUUAACAUUGUGUUGUGUAAUGUUCAGUCUGCCAUCAUCAACAAAAAAUUAAUAGACAGAAACACAAUUUCUUUAAUGUUUCUCACACCUAAGGUAAUGUCCACACACUAAUACAAAUACAAUAAAAUUUUUGGGUUUAUAAAUGAACAUCUCUUGGGGGAAAAAAUAGUUUUAUAGUUUUUCUCAUUUGCUUUGGAGCAUUUCAUGAAUCACUCAGUAAAUACAUUUCUCAAAACAAUUUGUAUACACAGCACCACGUAAUGGAUUGCAAAAGGAUGUAUUUUUCUCAAAAUUGUUAGUUCAUCUUUUAAUAGUAAGUAUUAAUGUCAAUGAACAUUCUGCCAUCAGAAUAACAAAUCCUUUUAUUAUUGUUCAUAAACAAGAUAUUAAAAAUGUUUAGUCAUGUUGUCAGUA